GAAGGGCGGGGGGGUGGCACAGGCACGGAUAUAAAAGAGGCAGGAGAGGUUGGAUGGGCAGUCUUUGCCAGGAGGAUUCAGAGACUCAAGACCAACAUGAGGUCUGCGGGGCUUUGGGCAGGUGUGGCCUUCCUGCUGCUGGUUCAGUGCAGUGCUGCUGCCAAGCUGGUUUGCUACUUCACCAAUUGGUCUCAGUACCGUCCAGACGCGGGGCGCUACCUCCCAGAGAAUGUCGACCCAGGUCUGUGCACCCACCUCAUCUACGCCUUCGCCAACAUGAACAACAACCAGCUGACCACCUACGAAUGGAACGAUGACGUGCUCUACAAGUCCUUCAACGGGCUGAAAAGCCGGAAUCCUGAAUUGAAGACCCUUCUGGCCAUUGGAGGAUGGAACUUUGGAACUCAGAAGUUUACCACCAUGGUGUCCACCGCCACCAACCGCCAGACCUUCAUCCAGUCAUCCAUCUCUUUUCUGCGUCAACAUGGUUUCGACGGUCUGGACCUGGAUUGGGAGUACCCAGGGAACCGGGGCAGCCCUCCUGAAGACAAAGCCCGCUUCACCACCCUGGUGCAGGAACUGCUCAGUGCCUUUGAGCAAGAAGGGAAGUCGACCGGGAGAGAGAGGCUGCUUCUGAGUGCUGCAGUGGCUGCAGGAAAAAGCAACAUCGACGGUGGCUAUGAAAUUGAUAAAAUCUCCAAGUACCUGGAUUUUGUCAGUCUCAUGUCCUAUGACUUCCACGGCACCUGGGAUAGUGUAACCGGCCACAACAGCCCCCUGUACAAGAGGAAGGAGGAGACUGGAUUCGCUGCCGAACUCAAUGUUGAUUUUGCAGUGAGGUACUGGCUCGAGAAGGGAACUCCAGCUAGCAAGCUGAUCAUGGGUAUGCCCACCUACGGCCGCAGCUUCACACUCUCGUCCUCCAACACGGGCGUGGGUGCCCCAAUCUCUGGGGGUGGGACUCCUGGCACCUACACGAGAGAGGGUGGCAUGCUGAGCUACUAUGAGGUCUGCACCUGGAAAGGAGCCACCAUCCAAAUGAUUGAGGACCAGAAGGUUCCUUACGCGGUCCUGAACAACCAGUGGGUGGGCUUUGACAACAUCGAGAGUUUCACAACCAAGGUCCAGUACCUGAAGCAGAUGGGCCUGGGGGGUGCCAUGGUGUGGGCCCUUGACUUGGAUGACUUCGUGGGCUCCUUCUGCAACCAGGGCAAAUACCCACUCAUCCGGACACUGAGGAAGGAACUGGAUCUUCCACUACCUCCGGAAGUGCCCACUGAGCCCCCGAAGCCCACCCAACCUCCCACCCAGGGGCCCACAGCACGUCCACCGGGCCCUGGGGAAGGCUUCUGCGCCGGCAAACCCGACGGCCACUACCCCGACCCUAAUGACAAAACCAGCUUCUACAUCUGUGCCAAUGGGGAGACGUUUGAGCAGAAGUGCCCACCCGGCCUCAUCUAUGACGCUUCCUGCUCCUGCUGCAACUGGCCCUGAGUCAGCCCCCGGGUGCCUCCCCCCAUCCCAUGAGCAGAGUAGAGCCUGGAGAGCCAGCCCAGCCAGCAGAUGGGCUGUUUUCCCUCUCCAUCUCCUGUUCUCAGCUGGAAGACUUGCUCUGGUCCACUUCCCCGCCUCUACAACCCACCUCUAGUCCUUGGCUCUCUGACUUUGGUCUCAAAAUAAAUAUCAUCUUCUCUCUGA
Molecule: messenger RNA, 1698 nt
Organism: Tachyglossus aculeatus (Australian echidna)
Lineage: Eukaryota; Metazoa; Chordata; Mammalia; Monotremata; Tachyglossidae
Gene: CHIT1
Product: chitinase 1
Exons: 11
Coding region: 97-1494 (465 amino acids)
Biological process (GO): chitin catabolic process; carbohydrate metabolic process
Cellular component (GO): extracellular region
Molecular function (GO): chitin binding; chitinase activity
Source: RefSeq, a predicted model, not a curated record